This is a messenger RNA of Paramisgurnus dabryanus, 2248 nucleotides long. It is a transcript of the gene hnrnpa0b, whose product is annotated as heterogeneous nuclear ribonucleoprotein A0b. Gene Ontology annotation, molecular function: mRNA 3'-UTR binding. Gene Ontology annotation, biological process: mRNA splicing, via spliceosome. Lineage: Eukaryota; Metazoa; Chordata; Actinopteri; Cypriniformes; Cobitidae. The record is from RefSeq and is a predicted model, not a curated record. Gene Ontology annotation, cellular component: catalytic step 2 spliceosome.
GCCGUUUAAAAAAGGCCUUUGCUCUGUAUUGUGCACGCGUACAAGCGCUCUAGCUAAAGACAUGUCGGACAUGAAUCAGCUUUGCAAGCUCUUUGUUGGCGGUUUGAACGUCCAAACUACUAAUGACGGACUUCGUGCUCAUUUUGAACAGUAUGGGGCAUUAACGGAUUGCGUGGUGGUCCAAAACGACCAACUUCAGCGGUCUCGUUGCUUCGGUUUUGUAACGUACUCCACUCCCGAGGAGGCUGAUGCAGCAAUGGCCGCUAGGCCACAUGUGGUUGACGGCAAAGGCGUCGAGUUGAAGAGAGCCGUGGCUCGAGAAGAUGCGGGGAAACCCGAAGCUCUCGCCAAAGUGAAGAAGAUAUUUGUUGGCGGUUUAAAAGAGGACAUCGAAGGGGACCACCUCACCGAUUACUUCUCACAAUUUGGCGCGAUAGAGAAAACCGAAGUGAUCACCGACAAAGACACCGGCAAGAAGCGUGGAUUUGGCUUUAUCCACUUUGAAGAUAACGACUCGGCCGACAAAGCGGUCGUGCUCAAGUUUCAUAUGAUCAACGGGCAUAAGGUGGAAGUCAAAAAGGCGCUAACGAAACAAGAGAUGCAAGCAGCCGGUGGUGCCCGGGGCGGCAGGGGGAGAGGAGGAGGAAGAGGCAUGAGAGGAAAUCAAAAUGGCUUCGGUGGUGGAAGAGGAGGCUACGGAGGUGGUUAUGGCGGAGGCUACGGAAGCAGUGAUGGCGGCUAUGGAAGCGGAGGCUACGGUGGUGGUUACGGCGGCGGUUAUGGAGCAAGCUACGGAGGAAGCUACAAUGAUCAGAUGGGAGGCUACGGUGGUGGAGAAGGUUAUAGUGACUUUGGCAGCGGAUACGGUCAGCAGUCGUCCGGUUACGGGCCCAUGAAGAGUGGAAGCACGUAUGGUGCUAGAGGCGGGGGAGCCCCGUACUCCCGUGGCGGCGGGGCCGGUUACGGCAGGGGCGGCUACGGAGCCUACUAAUGGCCACGUGGGAUGGGAAAGACUCCGAAACUUGCCCCCUACAUUCUCUCGAAAUGAUCACAUUCACCCGGCCAUGCAAGCGAUGGCGGACACUGUGAAAAGCAUACCUUAAAGACUUCAAUUCUUAACAGGUAGGAAGAAGAUGUCUUCCCAGAAACCUGACUUGCCCGACCAGCUUUAGUUGUAGGACGUGUUCUGUAUCAUUUAUGUUCAACGUUGAGGGCGUACAGCAAGGUGGCCCCCUAUUGUUUUCUUAUUCUUUUUAAUGCAAACAGUUCGCGCAAGUCUUCAUAAUUUGUCCGCUGCCCAUCAGGUUUUAAAAAUUUUUUUUUCAACAAUGGCCAUUUACUGUCAGUAUGCAUUCCCAGUAGUCUAUCUGCAUGCGAUUUUGUGUCUCUGUAAAACCCACCCCAUCUGUUUCCAAAAUAGUCUAUCCAGUUGGGAUAGAUUAGGUUUCGUUUCAGUCGUGUGACUUUUAUUUUGUAGACUAACAUAAAUACACUAUAUGACACUUGCUGAGUUCAGUUUAACGCUGUAUUGAGUAUCUUUACAUCCAGAAUCUCUUCUGUAUUGUAUAUUAUGUCUUCGGAUCAAACCUGUUAAACAUUGUUAUGCAUCUGUAUGUUACUUUUUUAAAAUAAAACUUUCACAGCUAAUUUAUCCUUUUCUCAAAGGCGUUUGGCUGGAGGACUUAAUGAUAAUUCUGUGUGGCAACCUUUUAGUAAGAACGCACUAUAUUACACACCUUAAUAUAUAAUAAUGGUAAAGUGGUAUAAUAGUAAAUUUAUAAGAGAGUGUCCCGCAGCCGAAAAUAAGUGGGCUAGUGCCAUAGUAAUGUUUUAAAUUAAAGGGUUUAUAUUUACUCUUGAUUCCUACAUUUAGGUUUGUUUUCAGUUAUUCCAGUACUUCAAAAUAGCUGUAGCAGAUUGUUUGUACAGGGAACCUGUUCAGUACCUGGGUUCGAUUGUGAUAGGACUGAAAUAUCUCAUUAGGAUAUCAUCCUUCGAUCUAGGUGGCCUUGGAUGCUGGACUCUACCCACAUCUGCUGUGGCCAUGGAGUUUGGUUAUCUACAAGACCCAUCAACUAGCUUUUGUGUGUGAAAUCCUGUUUUGGUAUGGAGGACUGGGACAGCUGUGGAGUUCUGCUAAAACUAGUCAAGCAUAAAAAAAUCCUAAAUCCAGAAAGUUUUAACUUGCAGUGCAUGUACUGUUUUAAGUGAUUUAUAUUUUUCUAAUAAAUAAUACAAUGUGCUUUUA